This is a messenger RNA of Acanthochromis polyacanthus (spiny chromis), 3205 nucleotides long. It is a transcript of the gene kras, whose product is annotated as v-Ki-ras2 Kirsten rat sarcoma viral oncogene homolog. Lineage: Eukaryota; Metazoa; Chordata; Actinopteri; Pomacentridae. The transcript is spliced from 5 exons. Gene Ontology annotation, biological process: Ras protein signal transduction. Gene Ontology annotation, cellular component: plasma membrane. Gene Ontology annotation, molecular function: GDP binding; GTP binding; GTPase activity. The record is from RefSeq and is a predicted model, not a curated record. The coding region runs from base 308 to 874 and encodes 188 amino acids.
UUGAAAUCCCCAGCUAUGCUUUCUGGGUAAAGUGCGCCCUGGUAUCCGCCCAUAUUCGCGUAAAGAAGGCCAAAGCAGCUAGGCCGGACGCUGGAUCAAAUGGAAAGUUCAAUCGAUUAAAUUUGCCCACUUUUUUCUGUGUCGUGCAUGUUCCUGCUCGCUCCUGAAACGACGUUGGACCGAAUUAAAUGCGGGCGUUUUGGCGUGAAAUAGGAAAUGCAGAGAUCCUGUGAAACGGGAGGAUUAUCAGCUUGACUUCUUUGGUCGCUACUUCGGACGCGGAACUCCACUCGCUAAAAGGUGAAUCAUGACAGAAUAUAAGCUGGUUGUGGUGGGAGCUGGUGGCGUUGGCAAGAGCGCACUUACUAUUCAGCUCAUCCAGAAUCACUUUGUGGAUGAAUAUGACCCCACCAUUGAGGACUCCUACAGAAAGCAGGUGGUCAUCGACGGAGAGACGUGUCUGCUGGACAUCCUGGACACUGCAGGUCAGGAGGAGUACAGCGCCAUGAGGGAUCAGUACAUGAGGACAGGCGAAGGCUUCCUCUGUGUCUUUGCCAUCAACAACACCAAGUCCUUUGAGGACAUUCACCACUAUAGAGAACAGAUUAAGCGGGUGAAGGACUCUGAGGACGUCCCCAUGGUGCUGGUGGGGAACAAGUGUGACCUCCCGUCCCGGACAGUGGACACCAAGCAGGCUCAGGACUUAGCACGCAGCUACGGCAUUCCCUUUAUUGAGACCUCAGCCAAAACCAGACAGGGCGUUGAUGAUGCCUUUUACACAUUAGUGCGAGAAAUCCGGAAGCAUAAGGAGAAGAUGAGCAAGGAGGGCAAAAAGAAGAAAAAGAAGUCCAAGACAAAGUGUACGCUUAUGUGAAUAAUCACCCCUUUUCAAGACAGACUAAAAAAAAAAAAAGAAACUAUGUUGAACAGUUCAAGUAAUACAUUUUGUACAUUACACUAAAUUAUUAGCCUCUUUCUCAAUACCCACCAUACUGAAUACUAAACCUGACCUGAAUUUUCUGCCUUUGUUAUUUGCCUCUUGGUCACCAAUAAGCUCCUUUUCAGUUUAGUGCCAGUUGCUGACGUGUGUUGGUCCAACAGCCUGAUGACUUAGAUUUUCUCGGAUAACGAUGAUUUGGAUAAUUUUACAUAGGUGCAGAGCCGGGAGCUUAAUCGCAUUGCAAAUCACAUCUGACUAAUUAUUCAUUACCAAGUUUGAGUUAGUUUUCCCUUUGCUUGAAAGGUCAUGGCCUGCAAAUGUUCUGUGAUGCCCUUUUUAAGUAUGGGAUGCCAAAGAAUGAAUUUUCAUCCCGCUCACGUAGACAGUGGAUAUGAAGAAAGGACCAACGUUCAGCCAGAUGAGAUCCAAACGUCCCAGCCACUGUGUAAUGUCCCCGUCUCUAAUGACCUCUAGGUAUGACUUAGUUCUGUCACUGUUCAGUAUGCAUGCAGACUCCUACCCUUCUCCGGAUGUUUUAACACCCUAAUUAGCUAUUAAUUAAUUUGCAAUUUAUCAUUGCUUUGUAAUGUGUGGGGAGUGAUUUCUUGCCUUCAUGAGACAAGAUGUUUUUUUUUUUUGUUUUUCUUUUUGCAUGCUAUGUGUCCUAGAUGACAUGGGUAUUGCAAACUGACUCUGGUUGAUGCAUUGAACAGAGCCAGCAACGAGGAACUGAAGUGGACAUCCAUACAGUCUACUUUAUAAUGUUUCUAAAGAAUACUCAGUAUCUGCUUUUGUGAGAGCAAAAUCUGCCAUUUUUUUUUAAAGAAAAUAAUUGACAAAUUCAAAGAUUCGUGAUGAUUUUGAACCCAUUUUGUAGUAAUAAAAUGGGACUAAUAGCCAGGUUUUAUGUUGGUCAUUUUACGCAGCAGGGAUUUAUGCCUUAUUUGACUAUUCUGGUUAAAAUAUUCCUGCUUUUCUUUAGGCUGAGACUCAACUGUAGGAUAGUUUUGAUUCAUCCUGACAAUAAUCAUUUCAUCGCUGUCAGCAAACUCCUCCUAGAGGACCUCAUGUUAACACAGAAUGUUUGGUUAAAUGCUAAAUUUUCGGAUUAAUGAGUGUCCAGUUGCUGGCCACAGAGGUGUCAUACCUUGCACAUUUCCUAAGCUGUCAGCUUGUUUGCCUGCGACUGACUAGAAAGCAAAACGCGUCUUUUGAGCAGCUGUCAGGAAUAUUUGCCUUGGUGUGGUGUCACAGAGGUGUUCAAAAAUGUUGUCAAAAUGGGUUUUCAGAUUCUUUCCCAUGCCGAGCUUUUUAAAGAGUUUUUGGAUUCAUUUGCUAAAGUGUUGAAGUUGUUUGGUGGCCUGCCUUUCAACACAAAUGAUUGUCCAGCAAAAUCAUUUGUCAUCUCCUCCCACAAAACUUGUGUAUCGUGGUGAUUUAACUGGAACGGAUGUUUGUAAAUGAGGCUGUAAUUGCCGUAAAAUUGGUUUCUAGAGAAAAUUGUCCGAAUUUAUUUUUAAAAAAGUCCCAGUUGCUUUCUUGGGUCACCUCAUAUUUCACCUUUUCAUUGUAUUUGCAAACUGUUCGCCUGGGGAGUUUCAUUUGCCUUUUAUCUUUGCAUUAGGUGCUACAUUUAGACGGUAGGAAGAGCCCAGACCACAUUUACUUUGUCCUGCGUGUGCUCAAGAGAUACACAAAAUGCUGUUUUAGGGGAGCAACGGUAUUCACACAGAGAAUCCAGACAUGAUACGUUUUGCUUUCAGGAUUAAUGGAUUUUGACCCAGUUUAUUAUUACCUCUUUUUUCAUGAAGUAGAUAAUAACUGUUAAUGCAAUUUUAAUUAUGGAACCCUCCUGUUGACAAUACUGUUUCAAAAGUAGUUUUACUGUAAUGUUUGAAAUGUUCCUCUUCCUUUAUUGCGUGCCAACAGCUGAUUUCUGAAAUGUAUCAUUUAUACCUGGAUCGUAUUUUAACAACCUUUGUAUAGUUGUGAUACUGAAAGGUGCAUAUUUUGUAAAUUGUGCUUCAUUUCGUUGGUGUGUCUAAAUGAAUGUUGCUUUAAUGGAGUUUCACUCCGCUCUGUGUAUGUGACUAGAGAGUGUGACUGGGUCCAGGUCUAGGGAAGUGAAUGAAUGACCACUUUACAACACACCUGCUGUGGGCAGUGUAGAGUGGUGAUCUGAUCUCAAAAUGAGUCUAUUUUUUGCCAUGAAUCUCACCACUCCUAUUUAAUGUGUAAUAAAGAACAAAGUAAAGAGGAACCAAA